CCACCCUGGUCAGCCCUAACGCAUUUUUGGCCUCCCUCGUCCUUUUCCAGCGAGAAGGGAAUCCAUGCCCUUCGCAUUGGCCUUUUGUCAGGCCGCACCAUUGGCCGUCCAUGUCCUGAGCUGGAGCUUUAGGGCUUCAAAAACCAAACACGUCCUUCCCUCCGAUCUCCCAUGGACCCUCCAGCCAUGGAUUCCAUCAAAGAAGCCAACAAGGACAAGGAGGAACGACCAUAUCGAGGGCCACCCAAGGAAUUCCAGCCUAGGAGUUAUCAGAUUAAGGUAUUCGAGGUUGCAAUGCAAAGGAACACUAUUGCGGUGCUGGAAACAGGGGCUGGAAAGACGAUGAUCGCGGUGAUGCUUAUAAAGGAGAUUGGCAGAAAGCUGAUUGAAAAUGGUAAAAAGAUGUUUAUAAUUUUUCUGGCGCCAACUGUUAAUCUUGUCGAUCAGCAAUAUGAAGUGAUCAGAGAUCACACAGAGUUUGGUGUGGCUGAAUACUAUGGGUCUAAGGGGAUUGGUGAGUGGAGCGCUGAAUGCUGGAAGAAGGAAGUUGGCAUCAAAGAUAUUGUGAUUAUGACUCCCCAGAUUUUAUUGGAUGCUUUAAAGCAUGCUUUCCUGACUCUAGACAUGGUACACUUGAUAAUUUUUGAUGAGUGCCAUCGUGCAACUGGAAAUCAUCCAUAUGCCAAAAUAAUGAAGGAAUUUUACCACAAGUCUGGAUGCAAGCCAGCCAUUUUUGGAAUGAGUGCAUCUCCUGUAGUAAGGAAAGGGGUUUUAUCAUCCAAAGGUUGUGAAGAGCAAAUAUCUGAGCUUGAAAGCAUCUUAGAUUCUAAGGUUUAUAUUGUCAAGGAUAGAGCUGCAGUUGAAGCAUUUGCUCCUUCAGCUAAAAUGAUUAAUAUAUACUAUGAUGCCACCAACUUUAACUCUGAAGAUUUGAAAACUAAGUUAGAAGCUUUAAGGGAGAAGGUUGAUGCUUCACUGGUUGGUUUGCAAGAAUCAGCAUCCUAUCAAUUUAAAGACACUAAUGAUAUACUAAUGGCAUCAAGAAAGAGCUUGUCAAGACAUCAUGGGAAGAUUUUGUAUUGUCUAGAUGAGCUUGGGCUUAUUUGUGCAGCUGAGGCAGCAAAAGUGUGUAUAGAAAAUGUUCAUCUUCUAUCUGCUGUUGGAGAGAAUAAAUUUUCUAAAGAAAGUUCUGACUUACAUAUUUCUUUUCUAGAGGAAGUCUUGCACACAAUAGAGAAGAUAUUACCGCAUGACUAUGAAAAGCUUACAAAAACAGAAAGCAACUAUAUCGAGGGAACUAAAAUGGGACUUGUAUCUCCUAAGUUGGAUAAACUGGUUCAUAUUUGUCAAUCAUUUGAGUCAUCUAAAGAAUUACUUUGUCUAAUUUUCGUAGAAAGAAUUAUAGCAGCUAAAGUGAUAGAACGAUUCAUGAAAAGGAUCAGUAAGUUAUCUCAUUUUUCAAUCUCCUAUUUAACUGGUGGGAAUUCAUCGAAAGAUGCUUUAUCACCAAAAAUGCAGAAGGCCACUCUAGAUAUGUUUCGAGCUGGGGAGGUAAACUUCUUGUUCGCUACUGAUGUAGCUGAAGAGGGAAUUCAUGUACCUAAUUGUUCUUGUGUGGUACGUUUUGACCUGCCCAAAACAGUUCGUAGUUAUGUCCAGUCUCGUGGCCGAGCACGACAGAUUGAUUCCCAUUUUGUCCUUAUGAUCCAAAGGGGAAAUACUGAACAAGGAGAUCACGUGUUUGAUAUUAUUCGAAGUGAAUUUUUGAUGACAAGUUCUGCUUUAUAUAGUGAUCAUAAGACAUCUAUCUCCAAACUUUGUUGUGAACAUAAGGAUGCAUAUUGUGUUGAGUCAACAGGGGCAACAGUUACUGCAGAUUCUAGUGUUAACCUCAUCUAUAAAUACUGUGACAAGCUUCCCAAAGACAGGUAUUUCAUCCCAAAGCCAUCCUUCCAAUUACUUGGGAAAGAUGGCUUAUUCGAGUGUGUGUUGACCUUACCUCCAAAUGCAGCAUUUCAAACGAUAGUAGGUCCUCUGUGUGGCAACUCUAACUUAGCAAAGCAGCUGGCAUCCUUAGAGGCCUGCCAAAAACUGCAUGAGUUGGGUGCACUCAGUGAUCAUCUUCUUCCUUUUCCUGAAGAGCCUUUGGAGACUGAUAUUGCUGGAAUAAACAAAGAUUAUGCUUCUGGGGCAGGAACAACUAAAAGGAAAGAACUUCAUGGAAUGAUCAGUGUCCGUGCUUUAUCUGGAACUUGGGCUCACAGACCUGAUAAUGUAACAUUGAAUGCAUAUAAAAUAAAUUUUGUUUGUGACCAAGAAGGUGAAAACUAUUCUGGAUUUGUUCUCUUAAUUGAGGCAAUACUUGAUGAUGAUGUAGCAAGUGCAAAAAUGGAGCUCUUCUUGAUUCCUAACAAGGUGGUCAAGACGUCCAUUUCUCCAUGUGGCAAAAUCCAAUUAAAUUCAGAUCAGGUGGAGAAAUCAAAACUGUUUCAAGAAUUUUUUUUCAAUGGCUUAUUUGGUAAGCUAUUUAGUGGAUCUAGAUCAUCUGGAAUGCAGAGAGAAUUCCUGUUUAGGGCAGGACAUAAAUUAUCAUGGAGCUCUCUGAAUAUGUACUUGCUUUUACCCCUUGAGUCCUCGUUGCUUACAAAUCAUGGUACUCUAAACAUUUACUGGAAGGCAAUUGAUGCAUGUGCAUCCAUGGUGAAAUAUCUGAGAAAUAUAUACUCGCUAAAUGGUGACUGUUGUCCUGAAUGUUCAUUAGAUAGCUGUUCAAUAUCUUAUAGAGCAACAAGUGAGAGUUCAGACAUCAUUCACUUGGCUAACAAAUCUCUUAAGACCGAGUACCUUAAAGAUUCAGUGGUUUUAUCCAUUCAUACUGGGAGGAUCUAUUCUGUUCUUGAUGUGAUAGAUGAUAUUACUACAGAGAGUCCAUUUGAUGAGUCUUUUGAUGCCAAACCAUCACAAUUUGCUUCAUUCAUAGACUAUUACUACCAAAAGUACAAUAUUAUACUUCAAUACCCAGGACAGCCACUGUUAUUACUAAAGCAAAGCCAUAACCCACACAAUCUUCUUUUUUCGAAAUCAAAAUUUGAAGAUGGUUCCACUGGCCAAAGUUUGAUGGUAGAGAAACAACAAGUUCAUGCUCGUAUCCCUGCUGAACUUUUGGUUUACAUAGAUAUAUCAACCGAUAUAUUGAAGUCAUUUUAUUUACUACCUUCAGUAAUGCAUCGUUUGGAAUCAUUAAUGCUGGCCAGCCAGCUUCGAGAAGAAAUUGGUUUUAGUGAUAGCCAUUCUCGCAUAUCAAGUUCUCUGAUUUUAGAAGCAAUUACAACUAUGAGAUGUGGUGAGAAUUUUUCUUUGGAGCGUUUGGAACUGCUGGGGGACUCGGUGUUUAAAUAUGUCGUGAGCUGCCAUCUAUUUUUGAGAUAUCCUAAGAAGCACGAAGGGCAGCUAUCCGAUCAUAGAUCCUGGGCAACUUGUAACUCGACACUUCAUAAACUGGGAACCAGUCGCUCCAUACAGGGUUAUAUACGGGACAGUGCAUUUGAUCCACGGCGCUGGGUUGCUCCUGGACAAAUUUCAUUACGUCCCCUCCCUUGCAUUUGUGGGAUUGACACUUCUGAUGUCCCCGUUGAAAGAAGAUACAUGACUGAAGAGACUACUGUUGUGGUAGGAAAGGCCUGUGACAAAGGUCACAGGUGGAUGUGCUCUAAGACUAUUGCAGAUUGUGUUGAAGCUCUCAUAGGAGCAUACUAUGUAGGUGGUGGAUUAAGUGCUGUGUUUUCAUUGAUGAGAUGGUUGGGCAUUGAUGUAAAAUUUGAAACAACAUUAGUGAAAGGAGCAAAGUUGAUUGCAUCUCAUUGGUGUUACCUUGCACUAGUGAAUGAAAUUGAAAUGUUGGAAUCUAAACUUAAUUAUAGGUUUUCAAUAAAGGGUCUACUAUUGGAGGCCAUCACACAUCCAUCUCAACAGGAGUUAGGACUUGAUUACUGCUACCAGCGACUUGAAUUUCUGGGUGACUCUGUAUUGGACUUGCUUAUUACAUGGCGUCUCUUUAUAAACUAUGGAGAUAGUGACCCUGGAGAACUGACUGAUUUGCGUUCAGCCUCAGUUAAUAAUGAAAAUUUUGCACAAGCUGCUGUAAGACACAACUUUCAACAAUAUCUUCAACAUGGCUCUGGAAUACUUUUAGGUCAAAUAACAGAAUAUGUAAAGUAUAUCUCAGAAAAUCAAGGCAAUGAAGAUAUGCUCCUAUCAGCUGGUGUUCACAAAAGUCCCAAGGUUCUUGGAGAUAUUGUAGAGAGUAUUGCAGGGGCAACAUUAAUAGAUACAGAACUUAAUCUCGAUAUGGUUUGGGGGAUUUUCCAACCAAUACUUUCUCCUAUUAUAACACCUGAUAGGCUGGAAUUACCCCCUCUUCGCAAAUUAAUUGAGUUAUGUAGCUAUCUCGGGUAUUUCAUAAAUACAAAAUGCACAAAUACUGGGGAAGAGGUUGCUGCUGAACUUGCAGUACAGCUUAGAGAUGAACUAUUGGUAGGACGUGGAUGUGACAGAAAUAGAAAAGCUGCAAAAGCACAAGCAGCUGCUUGUUUAUUGAAGGACCUUGAGAAAAGGGGAAUUUCACAUACUCAAUAUGUAUCCAGAAGGGAACAUGAACUUGAUUCUAGAGACAUAUCCUUUCAUUCAGCUAUAGAUUUGGGAGAAUCUGCAUAUUCUACAUUUUCAAAGGAAAAUUGUUAUCCAAAUGAUCUUUCCAGGUUGAGCAGUUCCAAGCUGAAUGAACCAGUUAUUCUUCCAAUUAAGAUGCAAAAAGGUGGCCCCCGGACUGCUCUAUUUAAUCUAUGUAAAAUAUUACAGUGGCCUUUGCCAAGAUUUGAAUCAACAGAACAAAAGUUUAGAACUCCAAUUAUUUUGAACGGAGUAAUGACUCAAAAUUUCAACAGUUUCACAUCAAGUAUUUUGUUGCACAUACCCAAUACCACGGUAAUUAGACUUGUGGGUGAGCAAAGAACAGAUAAAAAGAGUGCACAAGAUUCAGCAGCACUUGUCAUGCUUCUUGAGCUGGAGAAACAAGGAAUUUGCACCAUGAAGGAGACAUGAAGAAAGCAUAUGCGUAUUUUAUUUAUAUUAGUGACGCCCUAAGGGAGCUCUUGUUUGAAAUCCUGGAACUAGCGAGCUUAAUUCUCCUACGUAAAUUCUGAUCUCAAUAGCCUUUGACUAAUGCAUGUUACUCUGGUCCCUGUUUGUGCCCACAAAUGCCGGUUGGUUUAGAAAAUCUAAAUAUCAGCCUCUUUCUGAGGUGGAUUUUCGUUA
Molecule: messenger RNA, 5313 nt
Organism: Elaeis guineensis (African oil palm)
Lineage: Eukaryota; Viridiplantae; Streptophyta; Magnoliopsida; Arecales; Arecaceae
Product: endoribonuclease Dicer homolog 3b
Biological process (GO): siRNA processing
Cellular component (GO): nucleus; cytoplasm
Molecular function (GO): ribonuclease III activity; ATP binding; RNA binding
Source: RefSeq, a predicted model, not a curated record